CAUUAUUGUCCGAAGCAAAAGACAUCUUUUCCAUUUGGCAUUUGCUUUACCAAAACAAACAUUCACAGUUUGCUUGUUCAUCCAUCCAUGGCUCUUGUGAGAGCAGCUCAAGGAACUUCCGCUGAUUCCAACAGUUGUGGGGGUUAUCGUUACGACGUGUUCUUGAGCUUCAGAGGCGAAGACACUCGCAAGACUUUUACCGACCACCUCUACACAGCCUUGAACAAUGCAGGAUUUCUCACGUUCCGAGACGACGAUGAACUUGAGAGAGGAGAAGAUAUAAAGCCAGGACUGCAGAAAGCGAUCCAGCUGUCACGAGCUUCUGUUGUCGUGUUUUCGAAAGAUUACGCGUCAUCCAGAUGGUGCCUUGAUGAGCUUAUGCUGAUCCUUGAACGCAAGAGGACCACCUCGGACCAUGUAGUUUUACCAGUCUUCUACGAUGUCGAUCCGUCCCACUUGAGGAAGCAGACGGGAAGUAUUGGAAAAGCAUUUGCUAGACACCAGAAAACUCAGUCGCAGAAAAAGGUGAAGGGAUGGAGGGAGGCACUUGCAGAGGUUGCAGAUCUAGCAGGCAUGGUCUUACAAAAUCAAGCUGAUGGGUACGAGUCAAAGUUUAUCAAAAAAAUUGUUAAAGUGAUACGAGACAAGUUAAGUCGCACACCAUUGAGCAUUGAACCAAAAUUCAUUGGAAUCCAAUCUCAAGUCGAACACAUCAAUUUGUGGUUACAAGAUGGAUCAAAUGAUGUUGGUAUAUUUAUUGUCUAUGGCAUGUCUGGAAUAGGGAAGACAACCAUUGCAAAACAUGUGUACAAUUCAAACUUUAGGAGCUUUGAAGGAAGUAGUUUCAUUGAAAAUAUUAGAGAAAUAGCAGAUCGAUCGAAUGGCUUAGUUCAAAUACAAAUGCAACUUCUUUCUAAUAUUUUGAAUGGUAGAGAAGUGAAAAUACACAGUGUUAGUGAGGGAAUAAUUAAGAUUGAAGGCGCCAUAAGCUCAAGAAAAGUUCUGCUUGUUCUUGAUGAUGUGGACCAUAUGGACCAAUUAGAUGCAGUACUAAAGAUGAAAGAUCGGUUUUAUCCCGGAAGUAAGAUACUUAUAACAACUAGGCGUGAAAGGUUGCUAAAGGCACAUCAAGUUACAAAGGUGCACAGAGUUGAAACUUUGGAUUACAAUGAAUCAUUUGAGCUUUUCAGCUGGCAUGCAUUUGGCCAGGACCAUCCCAUAGAAGAAUACAUGGAGCAUUCAAAAAUGGUAGUGCAACAUAGUGGCGGACUUCCAUUAGCUCUUCGAGUUUUGGGUUCUACUUUAUCAGGGGAAAGUAUAGAUGUAUGGGAAAGUGCACUGGAGAAGUUGAAAGUUAUCCCUAAUGGUGAAAUCUUGAAUAAACUAAGAAUAAGCUAUGACAGUUUACAAGAUGACCAUGACCAGAAAUUAUUCCUCCACAUUGCUUGCUUCCUAAUAGGAAGGGACAAAAACUACAUUGUUAGAAUACUCGAUGGAUGUGAUUUCUUUACAACCAUUGGCAUUCAUAAUCUCAUUGAUAGAUGCAUGGUGACAAUUGAUAAAUACGACAAGGUGAAUAUGCAUGACAUGAUUCGUGACAUGGGGAGAGAAAUUGUUCGCCUAGAAUCAGAAGAGCCUGAGAAACGUAGUAGAUUAUGGCACCAUAAGGAUUCUUUCGAAGUAUUGAGGGACAAGAAUGGUACACAAACAAUUCAAGGUCUUGUCUUGGAUAUGCGUAUGCACCUCGCAAACAGUCCAAUAAACACAAAUGAAACAAUCUUAGAAACCAAUGCAUUUGAAAGGAUGCAAAAACUAAAACUACUCCAUCUUAGUCAUGUACAACUCGAUGGAUGUUAUGCAAAAUUUCCUUUAGGAUUAAGAUGGUUGUGUUGGCUUGGAUUUCCUUUACAUUCUAUACCUAUUGAUUUUCCUUUGGAGAACGUAAUUGUUCUUGAAAUGCAAUACAGUAGCUUGGGACAAGUAUGCAACGGAACAAAAGUUCUUCCGCCGUUGAAGAUCCUUGACUUCAGCCAUUCUCAUGACCUCACUGAAAUCAUGGACUUCUCACUUUGCCCUAGUCUAGAAGAAUUGAUUCUUGUAGAUUGCACAAGCUUGAAGAGUGUUCAUGAAUCCAUUGGAAACCUGGAAAGACUCGUGUACUUGAAUAUGAAAGACUGCAAGAAUCUUAGGAUGCUUCCGAAGAACAUGUGCAUGCUAAAAUCACUUGAAACACUCAUUUUAUCUGGUUGCUCAAGUCUAGAUGAGUUCCCAGUGGAGAUGAUGAAGCAGAUAGAGUCUCUGAAAGUUCUUAAAACAGAUGGAAUUCCAUUAAAUGAAUUAUGGCCAGAAAGAAGUUCAAGUAUCUUAAGUUCUUUUCCAUGCUCUUUAGUAGAGUUAAAUCUCAGUAGGUGCAAUCUUUCUGAUGAUGCCUUUCCUUGGGAUUUAAGUAAUCUAUCGUCAAUCCGAAGACUAUAUUUAGAUGAGAAUCCAAUUUGUAGUCUACCAAUUUUCAUCAAAGGUUUGAGGAGGCUCGAUCAUCUCUCUUUCUGUGAUUGUGAGAGGCUCGAGUCACUUGUGGGUUUACCAAAAGGAUACCAAUGCUUGUACGUCUCCCGGUGCAGAUCUUUAGAAAAAAUAUCAUAUCUACAGGAUCACUCCUUUAAUUGGUCUCCUGAAUUCCACUCCAUUGGGGGUUGCGUCGACAACCUAGUUGAGUGGCAGUAUCGGUACAAGUUAGAACCCAUCGGAAGAGUUGAUGUAGAAAUGAUUAAACUUUUGGGCUUGUGCAACUUGGAAUCCCUGGCAAACAUUCGGAUGCCCAAAAUCGGUACAAUGGUUUGGUGUGAUGAUUGGUCUCCUGUCCAGGGACUGUAUCAAUAUGGUAUAUUCAGCACAUUUUUGCCGGGGAAUGAAUUUUUUCCGAGGAAUGAAGUACCAGGCCGGUUGAUCCACAAAAGUGGAGGGUCUUCCUCAAUAUCAUUUACUGUGCCUUUACUUCCUGAUCACAGAGGUCGAGGCUUGAAUGUCUUUGCUGUCUAUGAAAAUGUUAUUGAUUUUUCUGAUACUGAACUUGUCUACGAUUGUAUGGAUAUUCGGAUGACUAUUAAGGUGAGUAAUAAGAGCAAGGGUCUGAAGUGGAUCUAUGUCCCAUUAGUCUACGGUAUUCCAGGAGAGGGAGAAGAUAUGACAUGGUUGAGCCAUUGGAAAAUGGAGAACGAAACAAUAGCAUUACAAUGUGGAGAUGAAGUGUCUGUUUCAGUAAUCAUGAGAUAUCCUUGGUUUCAGCUCAAGGAGUUUGGUGUCGAGCUUGUGCAAGAGCACCAAAAUAAUACGAUGUUAAGUACCCAACACAACACCAAAUCAGAUCCUAAUUAUCCAUUUGUCAUCAGUGGAGAUCUGUCGAUGUGGGAGCAUAUACUAGGAAUAUACUUCCUUGGCAGUUUCUCUAAAGAAUAUAUUAAAAGCAUGCCAAGAUCUAAUUUGAUUAAUCAUCUCAUUAUGGACUCUGAUGAAGAAGACACAGACAAAGAAGAAGGGCAAGAGGAUGAACCUGAUUACACAAUUGCAAAGACGAGGGCUGCCAGCAAUAACUACGGUCUCGGAGGCUGGAAGGUGCUCCUCAUAGUUGCUAGCUUCUUUUUCACGCUUGCUCUAGUACUUUGGUCCUCCAUCUCCUAGAAAAAGAAGCGAUAGUAGUCCACAAGCCCUCCAAGACUUUGUAAUUUUACUUGAUACAAACAUAUAUUUGCCUUCUCUCCUUGUUUUCAAGAUGUUUUCUGCCUUCAAAACUUCGGGUUCAUAGCUAAGCACUCUUAACCGCUUGAGAUAAAAAAGCUCCUUGCAAUUAGAUAUCGAAGUUCAAAUGUGUUCAACAUCA
Messenger RNA from Malus domestica (apple), 3877 nucleotides. The record is from RefSeq and is a predicted model, not a curated record. NCBI's taxonomy places the organism in Eukaryota, Viridiplantae, Streptophyta, Magnoliopsida, Rosales, Rosaceae.